AUGGGCAACGCCUCGUGCGUCGAUCGCCUUGCUGAAUGUCCGGGCUCCCGCCGCGAGACCCCACCCUUCCUGGCUCCGAACAAUGCAGAAGCUGCCUACGUGUUCGACUUUACGCAGAACACCCCGCUGUGGGUAGGCGCCGCACAGCCCCUCCAGCCGAACUUGGGCUACCCGCUGCGUGAGAGCGAAGGGCAGACUUCGAAGUGGGAGCUGCUCCGCGAAGGUGGGCAUGCCCCAAGCCUCAAGAUUUGCUACAGCGGCCGCGUUUACGUUCGCUGUGGUGAUGAUCUCUUCUCAGCAGAGGGCGGGCCGAGUCGCUGCACGGCCUUUCGUUUGUGCACACGCGCCCUGCAGCUGGAGGACACCCUUUGCGGUGUGAACUUCACUCUGGAGCUGCAAAGCUCACCUCCGGGAUUUUUCCUGUGCCCAUGCAUUUCCCUACAGCUGACAAAUGGCGAGGUGGGUCUCGUCGGAGAUCGAUUCGGUCCUGUUCAGCCUCCACAAGACUUCCUCCUGGACUUUUCCAUCUUGGACAUAGGUGGCCAGGAUGUGCAGAUGGACGUCAUCCUCCGCGGGCUCACGGAAAACGUCAUCCCAGGAUCCCAGGUCGCUCUCAACCGGCACGGAGCAUGGACACUCCGCACCCGUUUGCAGGACUACACGACCUUCAACAACUCCCUUCCCUACUGCGCCUUCUUGGGCGCCUCAGAGCUUUGGGCCGAAGGUCCCGGAGGCUCUGAGGGCUCUGGCGCCUUCCUUCAAAACCUCGUUGUCAGCGAGGAGCCUGUGCUCACUGAACACCCGCCUGUCUCCUUCAAGUGGUGGGCGAAGCUGGAAGGGGCAUCGGACUGGGGCCGACUUCUCUUUGAGGGCCUCGAUGCGAGGAGUCUGCUCCAUGAGGCCAGCUUCGGCAGCGAGCCGCUGGUGGCCUCCAAAGCCGCAGACUUCUGGCAUCACAAGGUCUACGACAUGGCGGUCGGGCGUGUGUCCCCCAGGACGGUCCCAGAGAAGCUGGCAGGUGAGUUCUGGCUCUCCAAGCAGGCAAUGAACGUCGAACCGAUGUACUUGCAUUGCCAGGUAGCCCUUGCUCAGGCGUUGGAGAGUUGUAUUAUGCUUCGCUUCAGCUGUGCCCAAGACGUUCUCCAGUCGCUGCAGCUUGGCCGUGCCAGACCGGCCGCACCAAUCCCCAGCAGAGGCGUCGUCUUCGGCAUCGAGCAGGACCCUCGCAACGCAAGGCUGGUGCGGAUGUUCAUUGAGUAUCGCAACGAGAUCGUCGCAGAUAUGGUGCUCUGUGAGGUCUUCGAGGAGAGGGAUGAGGCACGCAGCAUCCGAGUCCACCAGGAGAUUUUCGAUGGACUUGACAUCCUGCUUUUCCGGGUCACCCUCUUCCGUGCCAACGGUGACCACCAGGUGGCCAGCCUGAAGUUGCGUAAUGAGCAGCUCGAGGAGGGCGCUUCUUGUGGUGAAAGUUGCUUUGGAUGUGCAGUUGACCAGCCAGAGAGAGAGACAGAGAGAGAGAGAGAGAGAGAGAGAGAGACAGAACAGAGCGCGCGGGCAAGGGGAGUAAUCCUCUUGCCCAUAGCCCUGCCGAAAGAAAGAGAGAACAGAGAACCAGAAACAGAAAGGUACAUGGACCAUGGACCUCCUGAAGCACAAAGUGGAAUCAGGGGUUCUCUAGAUUUGCUGUUCACGCCGUGCAUCCAUUGUUGA
Messenger RNA from Symbiodinium necroappetens, 1710 nucleotides. NCBI's taxonomy places the organism in Eukaryota, Dinophyceae, Suessiales, Symbiodiniaceae. The record is from the annotation of a GenBank genome assembly.